UGCAUUCUGAUAUUCAAUGGAGAGAAUUCAAGAGCACGCUGUCUGCAAUGCAGCACGGCUUUUUUUAUGGAACGAGAAGUUGACAAAGAAUCAAAUUUCACCAUCCGAAGGCUUAUGUGUCUGUCUAAUUCGAAGUACAUUCAACGGGAUUCAGCCUUCUGUAUUCAACAAUUAUACUUAUAAAAAAAUGGGAGAUCGGAAGCGUUCUACCGUCAUUCCGUUUGAUCUAUCAAAGUUACUAAACAAAGACGCAUCAUUAGGUCCAAUGCUUGUUUCCCCUACUCUUCAGUUUCUGCCGCAAACUAUCAAACAGUUGGGGGACGAUAUAUCUUUUUCCCUAUUCACAAAGUUUCAAUUUACUCAAGCUUUCCUUAAACCACCACCACGACCAACGUAUGUAAUCGUUCUCGAAAUCUCACAUAUUCGUUGUAUCGAUUUUCGUCCUCCAUUUAAUUUAACCUUGCCGCCCAAUUUCAUACCUCCUCCUGUUCCGUCUCAUUGUCGAUUCGUAAAGAAUUGGAACGAUAUGGGAGGAUGUGGGGAUAUUGUUGAUUUUGUGAAUGAUCCGUAUAAUCGAUACCGUUGGGAGGUUGUGGAGUAUCUUAAGAAAUUAAGGGAAUAUACUGGUGAAGGCGGGAUUUGUCCAACGAAACCACAAAUUGCGAUGGAUGUAGCUAGAGGAUUUGUUGAAGUUGAGGUAAGUUAUCGAUCGUGGUGUCGAAGUUCAGCUUAUUGCAUUGUGGAUCUAAUAGAUGAAAGUUGUCCUGUUUGUUGUGACGAGUUUAAAGACGAGAAUGAAGUGAUUGCAACCUAUUGUUCGCAUGCCUUUCAUAUAAGGUGUCUAUUGCCAUGGCUAUCGAAGAAAAACACUUGCCCAACUUGUCGAGCUGUUUAUCCAUUGCAUUAUUCGCCUAUUUUGGAUCGGCAGUGUCAGUAACAAAAGUCUAGAAU
Solanum dulcamara is the source of this 951-nucleotide messenger RNA. RefSeq lists its product as uncharacterized. Gene Ontology annotation, cellular component: cytoplasm. The record is from RefSeq and is a predicted model, not a curated record. The coding region runs from base 17 to 937 and encodes 306 amino acids. Gene Ontology annotation, biological process: protein ubiquitination. The transcript has a single exon. Gene Ontology annotation, molecular function: ubiquitin protein ligase activity. Lineage: Eukaryota; Viridiplantae; Streptophyta; Magnoliopsida; Solanales; Solanaceae.